This is a messenger RNA of Purpureocillium lilacinum, 2445 nucleotides long. RefSeq lists its product as uncharacterized. Gene Ontology annotation, biological process: DNA-templated transcription; regulation of DNA-templated transcription. Lineage: Eukaryota; Fungi; Ascomycota; Sordariomycetes; Hypocreales; Ophiocordycipitaceae. Gene Ontology annotation, cellular component: nucleus. The record is from RefSeq and is a predicted model, not a curated record. Gene Ontology annotation, molecular function: zinc ion binding; DNA-binding transcription factor activity, RNA polymerase II-specific; DNA binding.
AUGGACCCUGCUGGGGUAAACCCGGGGCCGGGCCCCGGCUUCGGGAUCCAUGCCGCUCCCGUUCAUGCUCACUCCCACGCUCAUGCUGCUCCGCCGCCGCCGCCGCCGCCUCAGCAUCCUCCUGCGGCGCCCAGCUCCGCCCCAGGCUCCGUCACCAGCGGCGGAGACCCGGGCACUGUCGGCAGCAGUGGCCCGGGCGACGCGGCUCCCAUUAAGCGCAGGGCUCCCAUUGCGUGUCGAAGAUGUCGGCGGAUGAGAAGCAAGUGCAUCCACGACAAGGCCCAGCCGCCGUGCAAGUCCUGCGCCGAGGCUGGCCUUGGCCCCGAAGCAUGCGAGUUUCCGGCCAGGGGACAAGCGGACAAUGACCGCGAGUACCGGCAUCCACGGACGAGGGCUGACCGGUCGACCAAGUCGGCCGCUGCCAAGAUCCGGCGGAGCAUCCUGGAAGGACCCGCCGGCCGGCAUCACGCAGCCGACAAUUGGGAGAACCUCCCUCCUCUGGAAGACCUGAUCGACGGUGUCAACCGCUUCACGAGGUACUACUUCCAGCUGGGCUUCGUCCCGAAGCAGCAAUUUCCCGAGCGUCUCCGCCGCGACCAUCGGUCCGUCAACCUGUUUCUCGUCAUGAGCAUCCUCAGCAUAUCCGCGAGACUGAGCCCUUCGCUCAAGGCCCGCUACGGCACGGGCGUCAAGGCUGCCGAGUUCUUCAUGGAGCGGGCAGCCAGCAUUGCCAUUGGUGAGGUGUAUCAGGAACCCACGUUGGAGAGGUGCCAGGCAUUCUACCUCCUUAGCAUUGCCCAGCAAGGCAGUGGACUGCGAAACAAGAGCUAUAUCAACAUGGGAAUUGCGAUGCGGAUGGCUGCAUUAAUGCAGCUGCACCGGGAGGAGACAUAUCAGGUGCAGAAUCCCACACCUGACCUGAUCAUCCGAGCGGAGUCUGCACGACGGACGCUGUGGAUGCUGCACAGCCAGGAUAGCCUCCACUCCGGACCCUUGUCGCCCGUGUCACUUGCCGCUGCCGACAUCACGGCGUUGCUCCCAUGCAACGAGGACGACUUUGCUCACGGCCGUGAGCCGAGAUCUCGGGCGGCACUGGAGGGCACCCCGCCUGCAGUGGAGAACCCAUCCCUCAUCCGAGACCCCAACCGUUCGCUGUUUGCGACACUGAUGCAGAUCCAUCACUUUUGGGGCAUCGUCGGCCGGAGGGCCAUGAGCUACAGCAAAAGCUCUCGGCCAUGGGAACCCACGAGCGAGUUCUCGAUGAUGGUCAGAAGGUUGAAAGACUGGGAGCAGAGCCUUCCACACGAGCACAUGUGGAGCAACUUUUUGCUCAAGGGGUACAAGGCGGAGGGUCAAGAUUUGGCCUACCUCUGUGUCACCAUGAUGACGAGGCUCUGCAACAUCGUGCUGCGGCGGCCGUAUCUGAUAGACGCCAUCAAACCCGACCCCAAAGACUCACAGAGGCAAGCGUUCUUUGCGGACCUUUCUCAAGACCUCUUUCGCAAUGUCCGUCAGCUAUACGAACAAGUUGAUGCCCAGUUCACCGACCGUACACCUGACGAAAGUGUCGGCGCUCAAAUAGCCGCCUUCUGCGUCUAUAGCUGCGGCCUCUUUUCGACGUACAUCUGCAAAUAUCCGAAACGCAAGUUGACUCUCCCCAUCAUGACCUGUCUAUGCCGAGAUGACAUCCUGGCACGAGACGGUCCAGCGAUGCUGCAACGCACCAUCACCAUCCUCAGGGAAUGCAAGGAAGUCUGGCCGCUGGCAGCACGCUGGGUCGAGGCGCUGGAAAAGUUCACGCUCGACCCUCAGUCCGAUGCGCUCAAGGAAGAAGGCAGUAUGGACGACGGCAAGGAUCCGGUUCCUCGCGCGAUACGGCAAAUGCCUCCGCUCCCAACAGCACCGACGCCACCACACCUCGGGCAUGCGCCGCCUUUGCCCGACAACGCUGUGCUUCCCAAGCCAGGGACGCAGCCCGAGAUGCUCACGCCGACGACAAUGCAGUCGCCACACAGCGCCGUGGUAUCUGCUUUGCCGUCCUCGACGAAUGGGCAGAUCCUGACGCCGCCAAAUCACCAGCAGUAUCACACCCCGAUACAGUCACUUCACCACGGCCUGUCCCAUCCCGCCGGAUUCCACCAACGGCAAGCAAUGCAUCAACAAGAACCUCUUCAAAAUAAUCCACAACAGAUGUACAUGUCGCCACAACAGAACGCUCCGCAGCUCGGUCGUCAGCCCGUCGACGGGUUGGGAAUGCUCAUCGAGGCAUUUGAUUCACAUCAGCCAGGUGCUGCGCCGUAUGGCAUGGGAGCACCACCCGGAGCGGCGCCUUACUACCCGCAACUGGGACCGGGUAAUGACGGAUUCGAGGGCGAACUUCAGUUUUACAUUGACGGUGCGCCGUCGAGCUGGAUGAAUACUGGAGCAUGGCUCGACAGCAUGUGA